CGCUGCUUAUGCUUGCAACCGCGGUGAGCGCUGUUGUGUUACGGACUGCAGCCGGCGCUUCAGGUAGGUGCGUGCUUGGGCGGCGUGCAUCUGACAUCUUAUUGGUGAUCACCCGGCCUUAACGUAGGAUGUGUGCCAGGGAGCGGCACCCAACGAUCUCCAAGGGUGUCUGCCCUGCUUGACGUGUAAAGUGGGAUCAUGUCGCCUCGCCUAACAGGUCGAGGGGAUUUGUUGACUGCCUCCUUUAAGUCUCCUGGGGCAUCCAGCCAACAUGCUUCACCGCUCCACCGUAGCUGCUCGACAUGUUGCGACGACUAAGCAGGCAACUGAACGAAGAAAGAGAUGGCCUCAAACUUGAACGGAAGAGUAGUAAGAGAGAGCGGAUCUCACAGUUCUUUCGUACAAAGUCGAUGAGAAGACAAAAGCCACAGCAGCACGAUGAAGCACUUACAAACAAGCGCGAGGGCGAAGUACUUUCUUUGCAUAAAGCACCCAGCCCCGAGCAGAGGAACGCACCACACUUUGAGCCCUCAAGCGGACCCGUCGAUGCGCCGAAGCCAGCACCGCUUGACAACGGCGACGCAACGCUGAAAAAGUCACCGAUACCGACCCAUAGUCAACAGGGUGGCAUUGGAAGAAUGCAGCCCAAUGCAUCAACAGAGCAAAUCGAGGGAAUACCGUCGAAGUCUCAAUCAAGGGCGGGCCAAGAUGAGGAGCACGAUCUGCUCAGUAGCGAGAGCGUUCAUGCGCUCUUCUCGGGUGCUCCAAGCCUGAGCUUCAAGUUCUUGGACAGUCGGCCGUUGCCACAGGUGUCUUAUCCGUGGGACCAUGGAGUGAACCAUGAUGAUGCUACCGAUCACUUACGCCUGGAGCAACCAUCAUACUUGGCCUCAACAGCACAUACGAACACUCAAAUCGCGCAGUCGAUGCAAAGUGGAACGAUCGAACACCAAGUGUAUCAAACGAGCGCUGUCGAGACGCCGAAUUUGCUCAGUGCUCAGGGUAUUGAGCCAGGCAGUGUUGGGCUUGCUUACUUCUUAGAGCUGCCUCUGGCGGACCACCUCGUUACGGAGCCUCAGUACGAUGAAACAAGUGAGGAAUGUAUCGAGAUUGCCAGGAACAAAGACCUCAUGCAGACUAGCCCCGAGCGUAUCGGCAUACGCGCUGUUAACAUGAACUCGGUAUACGAUCGCCUGAUCGAAUUCCAGGAUUUGUACGAAGCAUUUCAGCAGAGCCCAGAACGCAUCACAAUCCUCAACAAUCAAAGUCUUGGCGACUUGUAUGCGCACCUUUUUAGUACGUUCUUGACGCCCCCUGGUUAUGCUGGAGCCGAACUCGAUCCCACGGGUCUGCAAGUACAGAUUGUUGCUAUUCUCAGGGUCCUAAAUCUGAAAGGCAUCUGGCACGACUUCAGCCUUGUCGAGUGGAGGAUCAGGCUUGGUCAAGUCCUCUUCAGCGAUCCUGAACCUGCGCUCGACGCAGAAACCAACCCCCUCUGGUCGGAACGGGAUGUUCUGCUGCUUCAGAUCAGUCUAUCCUGCGAACUUCUGCUUAGGCUGGAUGCAAUCUCGGCGACGAGAGCUGGCGAAGUGGACGAUCAAACACAUGUUAGUGCGCGAGAAGUAGCAGUGUUUGCAAGUAUUACCACUAGGAAAAUUGAAUGGGAUAUGAUCCUAGCACGUAAAUUUUUGGAAAAUAUCCUUGUCAUCAAGGGUGACGACAGCAGUGCUUUGACGCCAGUGCAAGAAAAGAGAGGAUUAUUUUCCAUUCUUGGUGUCAAUACCCCGAAGGAACUUCCUAGAUCUGAUAUUAUCUUUCUGCCACAACAUCAAUCUCGCCAACUCUCAGGACUCCUCCACUUCGCGGAAACAAUUAAAUGGCCAACGAUAGAUUCUGUUGUGAAGUCAUUGGCUGAGAAGCUCGGAGAUCCUGAUCAAAUCGCUGAGCAAGCACCGCAAACCUCGUCUCCUAGCGCGUGGACUUUCAACCCCACGACCCCUUCAGUCGUCAGUGUGUACGGAACACCUCUCCAAACUCCUCGCUCGGCGAACCAUCAACUUGAUGACUAUUUUGGACGGGUCCAAAUACCAACCAUGAGACGUGGCAACUCGCGGUCGCUACGAUUGCCCCUUUCCAAGACGCUGUUAUCACUUGAAGACAGUCCCAAAACAGCAGUGGUCGAUAUUGGCGGUUGGCUUAGCAGGUCUUUCUUAACAGGCUUGAUUCUGCCAGGUGAGGCCAUCUCCCAUCUAUUGAUAUCUACUCUCCUUGAAAAUGAUAAGCUUGCGAUGUCCGCCCUUGGGGACUCAGCAGAUCUAUACGGUGGUUUCGUCUAUAACGGCAGGAGCUGGUGGAGCAAAGCGUCCAUUGCGGGCCGAGUACUCGCGUGCUCAGAAGGAGCGCAAGAAUGUAUGGGAUGGAUCUAUGUGGACACCCUGCCAGAGGGUGCAAGCGACGGCUGGCAUUCCAUACGCAGCGAACAGUCGCCGAUCAGCUCACGUAUCGUUCCCGCCAAGGACGUGGUGGCGAUAGAUUCAUCUGCUUUGCCCACUAGCACGAGCAUCUCGGUCAAGUCCACAGACUUUGUGAUGCCCAAAGACCUCGAGGAUGUCUCCAAGGCGCAUAUCCGCUUUAUGCAGUGGGAUUUGACACCACUUAAUCCCGAUCUUAUCGACGAAGACACGGACGCCAGACGUUCAAGCGAAAGCGACGUUUACACUCCAUCGCUGUCAUUUCAAACUGACGGUGGCAUUGAAGAGCAUGUUCUAACACUCGCCCACGAGGUACAGUUUGUAACGUCUUGGCCUUGCUUCACGCCAGCUUCCACAUCGGCCGCCAGCCCGCGACAUGUGACAAAACGCUCGGUAACGGGUACACUGUCACACACAUCCUCAAAAAGAAGUGUGAGCACCAUGUUAUCCCGUCGCAAUAGUCACGGCUUCGAACCUCUUCUAUCACACCCUCCGGAGGCGGCAGUUAUGGGACCGCAGCGAAUGAAUACCGAUGAACGAGACAAUGAGCGAACAAAUCCGGCAAGACUGGAGAGACCAGUAGUCGCGCAUCCCCUGCAUGCGUCCUACAGUUACAAGAUCAUGCCAGUCGGUAGUGUCUUGCAGUCAGAUUUUUCGACACCUUUCACAGUGUCUGCAAACCAGCUGCCCACCUGUUCAGCUUCAACUCUUCUGAAAGACGGGCAUGAAGAAGGUGCAGGUCGCGAUGAUUACAGGACUGUGCUUGUUCUUGACGCACGGGGCAGUUCAGACGCUCAGUUACUCGCGAGAGCGUGGUGCGCCGAGAAGGGGCUCCAUGCCGUGAUCGGUCGUGCAGAAAGAACGUGCCUUGCUUGCUGUAUUCGAGAAGCACGUGGCUUAGCCGUCAACGUUGUAAUCAGGUGUUAGGAGAGUCAAAUUGGGCCUAACAAGCUUGUUGUAUUGGAGUAGUGGAAAGUAAGUACAAAGUGCAGAAGUUGGUGUGCAGUACGAACUUGGUGUGGUGACGCAUGAGCUAAAGAUGAAUAAGCCCCCGAACAGAGAGACGGGAUGGAAGGCCCGGAGAUCCACAAUAUCAGGGUACAGAGGAUUGCUUCCAGAUGAUAUACGCUCUGGUUGUAUUCCGCAUGUUCAGUUUGGAAAGACUGAGUGCCUGGUUCACGCAUUUGUAUGAUACCCCAUCACCUAAUAUGAAACCCUUUGCAAGAAAGCAUAACGCACCAACAACCUCCAUUUUCACAGGAUACAAGCGAUUCAAAAGUAUUUAAAUGAAUUAGCUAACUAAGG
Molecule: messenger RNA, 3776 nt
Organism: Boeremia exigua
Lineage: Eukaryota; Fungi; Ascomycota; Dothideomycetes; Pleosporales; Didymellaceae
Exons: 2
Coding region: 303-3398 (1031 amino acids)
Source: RefSeq, a predicted model, not a curated record